This is a messenger RNA of Tachysurus vachellii, 3687 nucleotides long. RefSeq names its product potassium voltage-gated channel, subfamily H (eag-related), member 2a (gene kcnh2a). Lineage: Eukaryota; Metazoa; Chordata; Actinopteri; Siluriformes; Bagridae. Gene Ontology annotation, biological process: membrane repolarization during action potential; regulation of heart rate by cardiac conduction; potassium ion transmembrane transport. The transcript is spliced from 15 exons. Gene Ontology annotation, molecular function: inward rectifier potassium channel activity. Gene Ontology annotation, cellular component: membrane. The record is from RefSeq and is a predicted model, not a curated record.
AUGCCAGUACGGAGGGGACACGUCGCGCCACAGAACACUUUCCUGGACACCAUCAUACGCAAAUUUGAGGGCCAAAAUCGUAAAUUCAUCAUAGCCAAUGCACGAGUAGAGAACUGCGCCAUUAUCUUCUGCAAUGAUGGAUUCUGUCACAUGUGCGGCUACACACGUGCAGAGGUGAUGCAGAAGCCAUGUACCUGCAGCUUCCUGUAUGGGCCUCACACAGGCAGGUCUGCUGUGGUCCAGAUGGCUAAAGCAUUGCUGGGCUCAGAGGAGAGGAAGGUGGAGAUCUCUCUGUAUAGAAAAGAUGGAGUUUGUUUCCUAUGCUUGGUGGAUGUGGUUCCAGUUAAGAAUGAAGAUGGACUGGUCAUCAUGUUCAUCCUGAAUUUUGAGCUGGCAGAUCAGCAGGACAUCAUUGCUAACAACUCGCCCCUAAAGGAGCACAACUACAGAUUCUCAAUUCCAUGGCUUUCUAAAGCUUGCAGACACAGGUUCAGGCUGCCCCGGCCUCUGUGUAGCUCUCUAAACAGCAGCAAGUCAUCUUUGCCUGAUGAUGCUGAAUUGGGUCAAAUACAAAAAAUGCCACACAUGGGCCAUGAGUCAGUGGCCUUGGACAAACUAUUGUCCCUGCCAGAACGUUCGGCACUAGGUCGGCUCCCAUUGCUCUUGUGGGAUGAUGAACACCUAGAGCCUCACUGUGAGCUUCAGUCCUCACCACCAUCUGAAACUCCUUGCCAUGACUUCUCCUCAUGGCUUGACUGCCCGAAAAAUUCACCCUCUAACUGCAGCGUAUCCCACAGUCGCUCAUGUGAAAGCCUUUGUAGCACGCACCACUUGCCCUCUACCAGUGUUUGCACCAUGGACAGAAAGCUUCCCAUCAGGCCCAACAACAUGGGUACCAUGCAUCAUAAAGCCAGUCUGCCUAACUCUAUAUCAGAUUCAGACCUGAUGCGGUUCCGUCUGGUAAAUACGAGUCCUAUAGCAUCAUACAACUUAACUGACUCCAAACCAGAUCCCUUGGUGACACUCUCUUCCAGUGAGAUCGAUAUAAUUGCACCGUGCAAGCUGAUUGAUCGCACACACAAUGUGACUGAGAAAGUCACUCAGGUACUGUCUCUGAGUGCUGAUGUCCUCCCUGAGUACAAGCUACAGGCUCCACGCAUCCACAAGUGGACCAUCCUUCACUAUAGUCCCUUCAAGGCUGUAUGGGACUGGGUUAUUCUGUUACUGGUUAUCUAUACGGCCAUCUUCACACCAUACUCAGCAGCGUUUCUGCUAAGUGAUGAGGAGGAGGCUGCCAGGCAGCAAUGUGGAUACUCCUGCAGUCCUCUCAAUGUGGUGGAUCUCAUUGUAGACAUAAUGUUUGUUAUUGAUAUUGUAAUUAACUUUCGAACAACUUACGUCAAUACCAAUGACGAGGUGGUCAGCCAGCCUGGCCGCAUAGCUGUUCACUAUUUUAAAGGCUGGUUCCUCAUCGACUUGGUGGCUGCCAUUCCAUUUGACCUGCUUAUCUACCGCUCUGGAGAGGAAACAACUACUUUGAUUGGUCUGCUGAAAACUGCUCGGCUGCUGCGAUUAGUACGUGUGGCACGUAAACUGGACAGAUACUCAGAGUAUGGUGCAGCAGUGCUCUUCCUUCUCAUGUGCACCUUUGCAUUAAUCGCACACUGGCUUGCAUGCAUCUGGUAUGCAAUUGGGAACGUUGAGAGAAGUGGUUCGUCACGGAUCGGCUGGCUAGACUCACUGGGAGAACAACUUGGCAAGCCUUAUAAUGACACAGUUCCAGCCUCUGGACCUACCAUUAAAGACAAGUAUGUCACUGCUCUUUACUUCACCUUCAGCAGUCUGACCAGUGUAGGCUUUGGGAAUGUCUCACCAAACACCAACUCCGAGAAGAUCUUUUCAAUUUGUGUUAUGCUCAUUGGUGCACUGAUGUAUGCCAGUAUCUUUGGGAAUGUGUCAGCAAUUAUCCAGAGACUUUACUCUGGAACUGCUCGCUACCACACACAGAUGCUACGAGUGCGAGAGUUCAUUCGCUUCCACCAGAUCCCCAAUCCACUAAGGCAGAGACUAGAGGAGUAUUUCCAACAUGCUUGGUCCUACACCAAUGGCAUUGAUAUGAAUGCUGUGCUUAAAGGUUUUCCUGAAUGCUUACAAGCAGACAUAUGCCUGCAUUUGAACCGCACUCUGCUACAGAACUGCAAAGCUUUUAAAGGCUCCACCAAAGGAUGUUUACGUGCACUAGCCAUGAAAUUUAAAACAACUCACGCCCCACCAGGAGACACUUUGGUCCAUGCAGGUGAUGUCAUUUCAGCACUCUACUUUAUCUCCCGAGGCUCCAUUGAAAUCUUGAGAAGAGAUGUGGUAGUAGCCAUCCUGGGAAAGAAUGAUAUAUUUGGGGAACACAUUAAUCUGUACACAAGGCCUGGUAAGUCGUGUGCUGAUGUAAGAGCACUGACCUACUGUGAUUUGCACAAGAUCCAGAGGGAGGAUGUUCUGGAGGUUCUUGACAUGUAUCCAGAAUUCUCAAAUAACUUCUGGAGCAACCUGGAGAUCACCUUCAGCCUCAGAGACACUACAAGUAUUUCUGGGUCUGUGAACACUGAAGAGUCACAAAAGGCCUACAUGAAACAUAUGAACAGAUCAACACUUUCCUCCCAUUGCAGUAAUGAGAAAGUGAUGACAGAGGCUAAACUCAACAGGACGUCUCAUCAGCCUUUGAGAAGCAGGCAGCAUGAGGAAAAAGAACGAAAAGUUUAUCAGGACCUGGAUUCCUCAUCCUCUCCACCCAGCAGUGAUGGAGAGAAUGAGUCUAGACAAACCUUAUUGCACAGUCACAGUCCCAGAUUUCACUUAAGCAAAAAAAGAGAGCAGAUAAGUUUGAACAAAUUCUCAGGUUUGUUUUUUUCAGGCGUCUCCAAAAGAUUUAGCUUCUGGGGAGAAAGUUAUGGGCAUCAGUACCAGCAAGUGCCCAGCCACAAUAUGUCCUGUCCUCCUCCCUCAUCUCCAUCUAUGGGUUUUCCGCACAGUGCCACCCACCGUCAAAGCAGUCAGGUGGAAAACAGACUGAAACUAGUGCAGAGACAGCUUCAUAGCCUAGAGUCUCGUAUGUCCACAGACAUUGGAACCAUCAUGCAGUUUCUUCAGAGGCAGAUGUCUCUUGUUCCACCAUCUUAUAGUGCUGUGACCUCUCCACCCGAAUCAUCUCCAAAUCCACCCAAACUUGGACAAAAGCUUGUGCAACCAGUCAAUCCGUUAGAAACAGAGACAUCAGCUCUUCACUCUCAGUUUUACUAAAUAUGUGAUCAUGAGGAUAUUAUCUAUACUAAUUCAUGUGAGCUCCUGCAGGAUAGUAAGGAUUUCGAGAUCCAAGAUUGUCCUGAGAGUCUGCGCUUUGACCUGGAUAUCCAGAAUGCGUGUGAAGCACAACUGACCAAGUCCAGCAGUCCUGAGAUUCUUAGCAAUGUCACGACCACUGUUCCCGAAAGGCAAGAUGUGGACAUGAUUGGUCCACUCUGGAAUCCUAGUCCAGAAAUAGGGUUCUAUGAAACUAUUAAUCAUCAUCACCCUCAAAUAAGGCAAGAUACAAUGUCUUCUGAAAGCGCAAGACGCCGUUCUUUGCAAGGUCAACACGCAUCAAAAAAAUGCUCCUCAAUUCAGCAAAGACAUGCUUCAGAUCCUGGAUGUUAA